UCCUGCCUCCUCGGGAACAAAGGGAACUCUGUCUCGGCAUCUGUCACUGCCGCCCACCCAAAACUUUUCGCUGCGCCUCGGCCGCCCGCCCCGCCGCCGCGGGAGGGUCCCGCCGCACCCCCGGCACCGGCACCGGAGCCCCGGCGGCGGCGCGACCCCGGCGCGGCCCAUGCAAGGGCCGAGGCGGCGGCGGCGGCGGCGGCCCGGGGGCUUUAACCAGGAGAGAUCUGCGGGCAUCUCCACCAUGUCGGAAAGCGACCUCGGGGAGGACGACAGCGCCACAUCCCCGGACCCCUUGCAGUCCAACAAGAGGAAGAGAAGGGGCAAUCUCCCCAAGGAGUCCGUGAAGAUCCUCCGGGACUGGCUGUACGAGCACCGCUUCAAUGCCUACCCCUCUGAGCAGGAGAAGCUCAGCCUCUCAGGGCAGACCAGCCUCUCCGUGCUGCAGAUCUGCAACUGGUUCAUCAACGCCAGGAGGCGGCUGCUCCCCGACAUGCUGCGUAAGGAUGGGAAGGACCCCAACCAGUUCACCAUCUCCCGCCGGGGUGGCAAAGCUGGUGAUGUGGCUCUGCCGCGGGGGGCUGCUGCCGGUUCUGGGGUGCUGGUGGUACCUCCCGUGACGGCUGCCGGGGCCUCCAAGGUGCUGUCGAUGUCCGUAUGCCCGCAGGUACUGUGCCACCCUGCCCAGGCGCUGGGCAGCAACCUGACGGUGGUUAGCGCCCACAGCCCCGAGUGGGAGAAGCCCCCUGGCCCGCAGCGAGCGGAGCCGGACCCUGCCCCCAAAGCGCCGCUGGGUACCACCGGCAGCACCAUGACCUUGCUGGCCCGGGCUGAGGCGGCCAGCCCCACCAGUGGACUCUUUAACACACCACCCCCCACGCCUCCCGAGCUCUUUGGCGACGACUUCAGCAGCUUCCAGCUGCUGGUGGAGGUGGCAUUGCAGAAGGCGGCCGAGCUGGAGUCGCAGCGGCAGGGCGGGCAGCUGCCCCUCUCACCCCAGACUGAGCCUCUGGGAGCCUCCGUCUCCAAAUAACCCCCUGGGCCAGCUCCCGCAGGGUGCCCUUCCUCGGGGGGUGCCUGACCCUCCCGGCCACCCAUCUGCCUGCACCCCCCAACCAGCUCAUCUCAGGAGCAGACUCCUGCCUUCCAGGGGGCUCUGGUUUCUCUGUCAGCCAAGGGGGGAGAGGUGGGGAGAUGCCCCCCCCCGCCUGCUGCCCUUGCCACUGAGGAUUGUGCCCCGGGUACAUGGGAGGAUGUGGCCACUGCAGUCUGGCUGCUGUGAAGAGACCUUUGCAGCUUUACUGACCUCGCCCUGCUGUGACUGAUGGUUACUGUGGAGCUCCCCUUGGAAAACCUGCUGACUUCUUUUUCUCUCUCCUGCAAACAAGGGUCCAGCCAACACCAUUUCUUCAGGGAGAGAGAGAGAGAGAAUUUAUUUUUUUUUAAAGUUGGUGUCUGUUUUAAGGACUAUGGAUGAAAAGCUCUUUCUCCCAAAUCUCUGCUCUCUUUCCCCACCCCCCACCCCCCCCCUUUUUUUCCCCCCUUUUGUUUGUGGAGGGCCUUUCUGGUACCUUGUGCUGGCCAGGAGCCCUGCCUUGCCCAGGGAAGGGCAAAGGACAGAUGAACUGGAAACCUGAAGUCUGUGGCAUUUUUUCGCAUGGAAAACAUGGGACUCCUUUUUCUGAUUUAGGGUGUUACGGAUGCUGCCAGUAGAAAUCCCUAUGGUGCUGUUUAGCAAUUUUUUGUUGAAACAUUUUCCUUUUAAUUGUGAUUUAUUAUACGAUUUUUUUUUUUUUUUCUUCUAUAAGCAUUUCCACAACUUGCCCGUGUUUCUCUUGAGUUCCUGCUGAGUAUGUGCACACUGUGUCCCGGAACAGAGAGCACAUUGCGGAGCCUGUGAGAUGCUGACAGCAGGCUGCUGCUGGGGGUGGAUGCAAAGCUGAGACUGUGAAAUUUUGUACCCGACUUGGUGGGGUUUUUUUUGUUUUGUUUUGUUUGUUUUUUUUUUUGAAUUUGGAAAGAGGCGUGUUGCUGGUAUGGGCAUGUGUGUUCUUCUGCAAGUGCAGUGCUCACAACCUGCAGACCAUGGUUCCUGGAAAGCAGAGUUGUCUCAUCGGCCAAGUGCUGAUGACCUGCCCUGGGAACGCGGAGGGAUGGAGUCUUAUUGCUCUGCCGUCCCCUCCCUCCUGCUCUUGCUCUCCAGGGCUGAGCGUGGCUGUGCCUGGCUGUGUGGUGCUGGUGACCUCUAGUGACAAGCUCGUGUCUGCUGGGAGCUGGCUGGGCCCCCCCCCAGCCUGGCCUGGUGGGGGUUUUCAGGCUCCAAGGCAGUUCCUGGCUGGGCAUCGCUUGCUGUCACUGAGUGGGAGCCUGGGUGCUGCACUGGUCCUGGGACUGAGAUAUUGCUGUUUCACUGUAAAAUGUAAGUUAAAUAGCGAUAUGUACGCACCUAUGUUAUCUAUCCUGAGAAACACUAAUCCUAGGUAAUUAGCCUGAUUGUUAAGUUGCAUGACUAGAGAUAAUAACGUCCACAGGAUCUGGUGCUCUGCAGUGGUUGGAGCCAGCAGUGCUGGGGGACGAUGGGGCCUGGAAGGGAAAAGCACUGAUUUUGGGGACUGGUGUUUCCUCCCCUCCCCCGCCUUUUCUUCAGAGAGAAGGUGACAGGAGAGAGGAGUUCGUGAGUACUAAUGGGGGCUGCAGGAAGGCUUGCCAAUAAUGUGUUGCAUUGGCCGGGUGCCCCUGUGCAGUGCAGGGAUGGCUCCAACUCUGGUACUACCCGGCUUCAGGUGGAUGCUCAUCAUGUGGCUGUGAACAUCCCCCUCCUCAUCUCCCCUGGCUCCAUUUUAUGUCCAGCCUUUGUCUUCUGCCUCCUUUCUGGGGAAAGCCCUGAAUUUUAGGACUCCCUCCCUUAUUUCUAGGUAGCCCUUCCCCCUGUCACCUCCCUGCAGUUCUGUUUCCUCCCCCAGGGGAGGGAGAGGCUUUUUAGUCUCCUCCCCUUAUGUUGCCCCAGUCAAACCAAAGUGGUUUCCUCCCCCAGGGCAGGAGUGCUACAGCUGUGCCUGUGCCAUGGACUGGUGUUGCUGCCCUGGGGAUGGACCAGAAAGAGUGGGGAGGGCAGGGAUUAUUGGAAUGAAAUUUACGAAGCAAAAAACUACUGUAAAUAUCUUUUUGUUUGUUCUUCUGUUGUCAAAUAAAAGUUUUUUAGUUUUU
Molecule: messenger RNA, 3207 nt
Organism: Aquila chrysaetos chrysaetos
Lineage: Eukaryota; Metazoa; Chordata; Aves; Accipitriformes; Accipitridae
Gene: TGIF2
Product: TGFB induced factor homeobox 2
Exons: 3
Coding region: 170-1033 (287 amino acids)
Biological process (GO): regulation of transcription by RNA polymerase II
Molecular function (GO): DNA-binding transcription factor activity, RNA polymerase II-specific; RNA polymerase II cis-regulatory region sequence-specific DNA binding
Source: RefSeq, a predicted model, not a curated record